AUGCAACCGACAAAAACUACACGCAAACGAGUCUCGAGGGCUUGUAAUCUUUGUCGCGCGCGCAAAGUGCGAUGCAUCAUUGAGAAUCCGACUGAUCCUUGUGUCAAUUGUAGACAUAACGACAAGGUCUGUACGUUUAAGCGACGACAUGGAAUAGUAUCAUCAACUCCUCAAUUGCGACCGAACGGACCUUUACCUCCCCGACCAACAGACACAAACAAACCCAUCGAACCCUCAUUCCAACAACCUCUACCGAUCACACCAACAACAAUACCACCUCCCGCAUCAAUCGCGUCGUCUUCAUCCUUUCCCGACUCAUCCGCUUCUCAAAAUGUCGCUACUCUAUCAGGCCAGCCAUGUCAUCCCGACUACGCGUUUCUCCAAGUCCCCGACACCAAAGACCUUCUCCCGCAAGACCUCGCAUUUCUCGUCAGCCAAGGCUGUUUUAUCGUCCCACAACGAGCUGCGCUGGAUGAUUUCCUGAGGCAGUAUUUUUUGCAUGUGCAUCCGAUGCUUCCGAUCUUAAAUGAGAAGGACUUUUGGCUUUCGUAUAACUCGGUAGAUUCGGAUGUGGAAUAUCAGAUGCCCAUGCUCGUCUUGCAGGGGGUCUUGUUUAUUUCCUCGGGAUUUGUCUCUGCUGAAACGAUUAAAAUGCUGGGCUUUCCAGAUGUUCAUCAAGCCAAACUUGCAUUUUACCGACGAGCAAAGCUCCUCUACGACUUUAGCUGCGAAAAAUCAUGCAUCGCUAUAGCCCAAGCAUCCUUACUUCUCGCCCACACCCAUCUCAUCCCACGUUGCAUCGCAGGCAACAAACCGCUGGGUUCAAUCUGGCUCGGCAUCGCCAUAUCCUACGCCCGCGUCGCCAAAGCCCACUGCUACUCUUCCCUCCGCCCGAGCCGCGAUACAGAAGUCGCCAAGGUGCAAAAAGCACGCAACACGCUUAAACGAUUAUGGUGGUGCUGCAUCAUCUGCGAUAGAUUACUACCGCUUACUUCGAGACAAAACAUAAAAAUCACACCCGCCAAUUUCAGUUUCUCAGGGUGUUCGGUGCUUGGAAGUGCGGAUCUUUGCGAUGAGUUGUAUAACUCUGAUGUUUAUGAUUCAACCACAAAAACACUACAUGCGGAGCUUUUGGCAAAGUUGGUGGAUCUUUGUGUUGUGCUUACAGAUGUUUUGGGGGUUGUUUCUGUUCUCUAUAAUAAUCCAUCGUGGAUGCUUUCAGGGAGAAUGGAAGUGGCCAAGGAUGCGAGUCUGUGUCAGAUUGAACUGAGGAGGUGGUAUAAUGCUUGGAGUGAGACUAAAGCAACUCUAGAAGAGAGGAUGACCGAAGAUGGGUCACAGACUGAGUCUAUUAUCUUGUUCAAGAAUCUCAUCGAGAUGUAUUAUCACAUCGGAUGUACCGCCUUUCCUCUAGCCCUCCAAAUGAUCGACGUCGAACUUCUUCGCCCGAAACAAAAGUCCAUAUCCCAAGAAGGCGCCAUUCUAACGCGAAAACAACAACACGUCGAUAAUCUGGUGAAACAAAUGAAGAGCUACAAGAACAAGUACUACAUCACAGACUGGGUCAUGCGCGCUAUUCGCCAUGUUGUGGAACUCGCGCAGCAAAAGUCACCUGCACCUUUCACGACAGACGACGAUUCAUCACCGAGCAGUUACUUGGAUAUGUUGAAGAACAGACCGAGUUACUACCUCAGGCUUGUUAUGACUCUCGAUAUGAGUAUCAGCAAUGGCCGAUUGCCGGAUGAGUGCGACUUUCCGCCGUCGUUGAGAAAAGCUGGUCGUGCUUUUGCUAGAUCACAACAAAAUCCCAUAUUACCGAUGGACGACGAUUCGAGGCAACGCUUUUCUGCAAUGAACAAAGAUCUCAUACCGGACAACCUUACAACCCAAAGCGGUAUCUUGUCAGCCGAUGUGCAAGAUCAUGUCCAGGCCCAAGACGCCAUCAUGGUCGACCAAGAAUCCUUCUUCAACAACAAACAGUCAUUUCCGGUUGAUCUAACAGCUGCGCUGUGCGAGAUUACGAAUAUUCCACCGUUAGACUUUAGCGAUAUGCCGUUAUUGGACUCGUCACAUUUUAAUGAUUUUGGAGGUGUACCUUUUUGGCCUUAUGAGUUGCUUGGUUCACCACCUGAUAACCUGGGCCAGGCGGAUGAAGUCAGCAUGGAAGAUAUAUUCUCUGGAAUAAUAGGGGCUGGGAAUGGAGAACAGAAUUUUGACGAUGUUGUCAUACAGAGCGGUGGGCAGGUUGCGCUGUCGGUAGACUCGUUUUGA
This is a messenger RNA of Fusarium pseudograminearum CS3096, 2271 nucleotides long. RefSeq lists its product as uncharacterized. The coding region runs from base 1 to 2271 and encodes 756 amino acids. The record is from RefSeq and is a predicted model, not a curated record. The transcript is spliced from 5 exons. Gene Ontology annotation, molecular function: zinc ion binding; DNA-binding transcription factor activity, RNA polymerase II-specific; DNA binding. NCBI's taxonomy places the organism in Eukaryota, Fungi, Ascomycota, Sordariomycetes, Hypocreales, Nectriaceae. Gene Ontology annotation, biological process: DNA-templated transcription; regulation of DNA-templated transcription.